Messenger RNA from Dichotomopilus funicola, 1311 nucleotides. RefSeq lists its product as uncharacterized. Bases 1 to 1311 code for a protein of 436 amino acids. NCBI's taxonomy places the organism in Eukaryota, Fungi, Ascomycota, Sordariomycetes, Sordariales, Chaetomiaceae. The transcript has 3 exons. Gene Ontology annotation, molecular function: oxidoreductase activity. The record is from RefSeq and is a predicted model, not a curated record.
AUGGCUUCCAUCCUUUCAUACCUCCCGCUGGUCAACCGGCUCCUGGCCGCACCCAGCGAGCCACCAGCCGUCAAGCUCACGCCGGUCGAGGUCUUCAACGUCGAAACCAACCCCGACAAGCGGGCGCGCACGCUCAAGCACCUGCUCAGGGCCAACCACGUCAACCACGCGCUCCUCUACCGAAAUCUGCAGUUCGACAACCACAUGGUCUACGCCCUCUGCACGGCCUACCAGCUCGGCGCCGGACCGGAACAGCUGCACUACGUCUACAACGAGGAAGCCAAGCUGCUCCUGCCAUGGCCCGACUCGCCGGGGCAGAUCGCUGAGGACAACUGGGUGGACUGCGUGGGGGACAAGCACUAUCAGCGGGCGUUUAUCGAUUUCUUCGAGGACGAGCUGGCGCUGAAGCACGCGUACGAUUGGCGGAAGAUGGUGCCGGAGUUUCUGUUUCACCCGGAGCGGCCGCUGGUCAGCUGUCUCGUGGGGGGGCUUGGCCACCCCCUCAUCCACCUCGCCUACGCCUACGAGUUCGACAGCCGCACCAUCGCCGUAGAAGCCAUCACCCAAGCGGCCAUUCAGCACAACUUCCUCCACCGUUACACCGACGACCCCUCCUACACCCGCCCAUCCCCCUUCUCCUCCUCCUCGCCACGAGACCUCUUCCAAAAACUCUCCCACGACACCCGUUUCGACGGCCUCUUCGGCACCCCCGGCUGGCGCAACGUCAAAGCCCUCUUCGACCACCACGAAGAUUUACUAUUAGACUACUGGAAUGCCUGGGACCUCACCCCCCCACAAGGAGCAGCAUCAGGAGGAGGAAACGACAUAACCGCCCACUUCCGCGCCGCCCAAUCCGCCGCCUUCUCCGUCGUCAUCGCCAGCGCGGCCCCGGGAACAGCCGCCUACAACCUUUUCCUCGUGCACAUCCUCACCACCAGCCACGCGGUGCGCAUCUUGUUGCCGCACAUCCCCGCGCGCUACCACGUGCUGCUGCUUCGUCAGUGGUGGCUGCUCGCGCUGGCGGUGUAUAUCGGCAUGCUACGGCCGAAGAUUAAUGAUGAUUGGAUUCCGUCUGAGCCGGAGUACUUGGAGGGGAAAGGGUGGGAGUAUGCGGAGAAGAAGGCGAUGGCUUCGGAGUGGAGGGGGGAUGCGCAUUAUAUUAAGACUGUGUGGAUGCUGAGGGGGGCGGCGACUACGUGGGGGGACGAGAAUAAUCGGUAUCUGGCGGGAGCGGUGCGGUUUGUGGAUGAGUUUAAGGGGUGGGUGGAUCCGGGGUAUGGGAGUAAAGAGUUCGUGGAGUGGGAUAUAUGA